This is a messenger RNA of Phacochoerus africanus (Common warthog), 2024 nucleotides long. It is a transcript of the gene SLC25A45, whose product is annotated as solute carrier family 25 member 45. The record is from RefSeq and is a predicted model, not a curated record. The transcript is spliced from 7 exons. Gene Ontology annotation, molecular function: transmembrane transporter activity. Bases 97 to 987 code for a protein of 296 amino acids. Lineage: Eukaryota; Metazoa; Chordata; Mammalia; Artiodactyla; Suidae. Gene Ontology annotation, biological process: transmembrane transport. Gene Ontology annotation, cellular component: mitochondrion.
GUGGCGGAUUAUCAGUCUGGGGGCCGGGGAGGGUGCAAUUACACUUUCACCUGCGUCUCUUCUGCUGGAGCCACCAGCACCUGCCCCUGCUAGACAAUGCCCGUGGAGGAGUUUGUGGCCGGCUGGAUCUCCGGAGCUCUGGGCUUGGUCCUGGGACACCCCUUCGACACUGUAAAGGUGCGACUGCAGACCCAGACCACGUACCAGGGCAUCGUUGACUGUAUGGUCAAGACUUACCGCCAUGAGUCGCUCCUGGGCUUCUUCAAGGGAAUGAGCUUCCCCAUCGCAAGCAUAGCUGUGGUCAACUCUGUCCUCUUCGGGGUCUAUAGCAACGCCCUGCUGGCCCUGACUGCCACCUCCCACCAGGAGCGGCGGGCCCAGCCGCCCAGCUACACACACGUCUUCAUAGCCGGCUGCACCGGGGGCUUCCUGCAGGCCUAUUGCUUGGCCCCUUUCGACCUCAUCAAAGUCCGACUGCAAAACCAGACUGAGCCAAGGGCGCAGCCGGGGAGCCCCCCGCCCCAAUACCGGGGCCCCGUGCACUGUGCAGCCUCCAUCUUCCAGGCCGAGGGGCCCCGGGGGCUGUUCCGGGGAGCCUGGGCCCUGACACUGAGGGACACUCCCACCAUGGGAAUCUAUUUUGUCACCUAUGAGUGGCUCUGUCGCCAGUCCACACCGGAUGGCCAGAACCCCAGCUCAGCCACGGUGCUGGUGGCAGGUGGCUUUGCCGGCCUCACCUCCUGGGUCACAGCCACCCCCUUAGACGUGAUCAAGUCCCGGAUGCAGAUGGCCGGGCUGAAGCAGAGGGUGUAUCGGGGGCUGCUGGACUGCAUGCUACGAGUACCUCCUCCACUCCUGGGGGUGAACCUGGCCCGGCGAGGCCAGCGGCUCCCUAGCGAGACCACCGCCCAACUGCCCAGUUUGGAGGCCAAGGUGAUGAGCAUCAGGACGCGAUUCGGAUGCGAGGAGAGGCACCUUCAGAUGUAGAGGGAGUUGGGGAGACAGUUUGGGGAGCAGGGGGCCCGGGGGCCCGGACUCCACCCAGAAUCCAAGGCUGGCCUCAGCCUCCCAGCUCCCCGGCCUUGAUUCCUUCACUUCCUGAGUCUGUGAAGCAAACUCACAGCCCGUGGUGCCGGUGCUAUUCCGGCCCCAUCCUGUGACCCUGUGACUUCACCCUUUUAAGAGCUCCGGAGCCUCUGCUCGGCCUCCUGCUAACUCGCCACCCCCUGGAUUCCAGGGACGACCUCCCAGCUGCCUCCCACCUGACCUCUCUAAGCUCUCCCCGCGUGAACUAGGAGCAGCCUCACAUCUCCUUCAGCCCAGAAUCCUUCACAGGCUCCAUCACCUUCAGGAAAAAGCCCCAACUCCCCCUCCUCCCGGCCCCCUUCCCAUCAGCUUUCCUGCCCCUUGGGUCUCAGCAGCCCCACCUGCUUGAGGUCGCUAAACAAGCUGUGCUCCCUCACUGCCUCCCACCUAGAGGGCUCAUUCCAUCUGGGGCAGCAGUGGGCAGUGCCUGCAGGGUGACCCCACCGUGCCUGGGGCUGAGCACCGGCUCCUGGAGUCCUUUCCUCCGCUCGCCUCCCCUUGCUCAGAACUGACUGGGGUUUGCAGACCGCACGCCUUGAUCACGGCCUUCGCCUGUGCUUUAUCAAGGUUAUGGGUCUGCUUCUCGGCUUCCCAGUUAGACUGGGCACUCCUCGAGGUCAGGGGUCAUACUCUGAUCACUUCCCAGCACGGAGCCCAACAGGUGCCUGGUCCAGGGUGUGCACGCCCCACCUCCGUGCCACCCUCCAACUGCCACGACCGCUACCUCGGUUCUGGACCCCCUCCACCGCCCCGCUGAGGUCUGCCUGCCCGGCCCUGCUCAGGUCAUCCCAGGGGAGCAGUGCUGGAGUCAGGGGUGCCAGCCUCACACACUCCCAUCCAUGGCACUUGUUGUCUUUAGUCAUUUCAAUUGCCAAGUGGGAAUUAAAAACUGGCUGAAAGAUUUCACUUAAUUGGCAAUAAAGUGAGCAGAAUUCGUA